Molecule: messenger RNA, 414 nt
Organism: Mesorhabditis spiculigera
Lineage: Eukaryota; Metazoa; Nematoda; Chromadorea; Rhabditida; Rhabditidae
Source: the annotation of a GenBank genome assembly
AUGCUCCGUAUCGCAGCCGUCAUCGCGUUGGCAUGCGUAGUCGAGGGUCGCCCAUUCGAGGACCAAGAAAUCGGCGGCCGGCCGUUAUUCUAUUUGACGCCUAGGGGUCGUCCCUGGCAUCCAUUGUCUAUCGAUAAUACCGACGAUGAGGGGAAGGACAGGCCAAGGCAGAUGAGACGAGCAGCGUCCAUUGAGGAACCAUCUUCAGUCGUUGAGCCGGUCAUCCAGUCCGGAUCGCUCCGCUUUUCCGUCACUCCACUCACGCGACCCUCCUUCUCGAAUUCUAUCACAUUUGAAGCGGCCGAUGGCUUCCGCCACCCCACCAACCGUUUCCGGCACCAUGCCGGCCAACCGGCCUCCAAGACGAGCCUCUCCGAUUUUGUCGUCCGCAGCCCCGGCCAGCGAUUCCAUUUC